UCAGUGGAUGUGCUGUCCUGUGGCCAUGGGUUCUGAUCACACAAGGUUCCUGUUUGCUUCCAUCGCUCAACAGUGUACACUAGUGAUGCUUAAAAUGGCAUUUAAAAAAUAUACGUGGUGGUGUUGAAUUUCAGGUCCAGUGCCUCAUAUUGCAGGCGAGUGACUACUCCUGAGCCACAGUGAUGCUUGUGGCUCAUAAGUUGUUCUUAAACGAAAAGUAGAAAACCCACUUGGUCACUCUUUGAUAAAGAAGAGGAAAUCGCGUUUAGGGUUUUGUUUUCUUCACGAAAAGGACGCAGCAUGUGAGGAGACAGCUCAGUCAGAAAGUUCUUGUUCUGCAAGCAUGAGGGUCUGAGUUCAAGAUCCAGAACCCAUAUAGAAGGCUGGCCACAGUGUUCUUCUAACACAGCCCGAGGCAGGUGGAGCCAGUCAGCAGGUAAGCCCUGUGCUAGUGAGAGUCUGCCUCAGAAAACGGCGAAAGACACCCGAGGAGGAUAUCUAGGGCUGUCCUCUGGCCUCCACACAGAUUUGCACAUCCACACACACAUACACACAAAGAACAUCACCUACGCAUUGUCUCCAGUAGAGGCUGGUCUUGCUCCUGCACUUGGGAAGUAAUGUCACUAAGUGGUUAUAGAAUGCCAUGUUAUGGCCGUCACUGAAGGGUCAGAUAUUCAUUGACUCCUUAGAGAAUGGUUAGGAGCAAGUUGUAAAGUGUUCAACCCUCUGGGGACAGAGUUGAGCUGGAUGUGGUUUAGCAAUUUCAUAGAAACUUCCAUAAGAGCUGUCUGGACAGGCAUAGUGCCUCACACCUGUAUCACUCUGAAGGCAGAAGUGAGAGAAGAGUGACUCGGCCUGCCCUUGCCUACAUGGCCAGACUCUCAGGACAGAGGGAGGUUGUUUUGUUUUAUAAUCAGGAGACAUUAUAUAUUAUCAUUGAGUCCCUCUUGACCUGAAGAGACAUGGGUUAUCUUACACCAAAGCAUGUGUAGCCAGUGAAGAACUAUUUGAAGCUGUUAAAGUAAAUGUCAAAUGGGAAACAGAGAUUCUUAAUCUCAGUUUUAAAUUGUAGAAUCGGUUUCAAGUUAUACAGUGUGGUAUGUGCGUGCCCAUGUGUGGGAAUAUACACACAAAACAUGAAUAAAUAAACUAAGAAAAAUAUAUUUGCAGCCAGAUGUGAUGGUACACACCUUUAAUUCCAGCACUUGGGAGGUUGAGACAGGCGGUUCUCUGUGAGUUUGAGGCCAGCCCAUUCUAUAUAGGGAGUUACAGGCCAGCCAGAGCAACAUAGUGAAACCCUAUCUCAAAAAAAUAAAAAAAAAAGUUGUUGCAAAGACACUUCUAGGCUCCCAAUUACUGAAUCUGUAAAGCUAAUGGUGUUUCAUCUGCUAACAUACGCAUGUGUGCACAGUUGUAAAUAAGAUGUAGUUAUCUGUCGGUAGUGGGAUUGUGGCUACUUUUUAUUCUUUAUAAUUUUCUGUUAUACUGAAAGUUUUCUGUCAAAAAAAAAAAGCAUUUAUGACCAGUAAAAACAGAGGCUUUUCUGGAACAGUCUUAUGAGGCACCCCAGAGAAGACGUGAGCACUCUAAACUUGGAUUGACAUCUCUGAGGCCGUGAAUGAGAGGCACACCCUGAGCAGGGCUGAGGGAAAGGAACAUGGGGUUUGCUUUUUUGUUUGUUUUGUUUUGUUUUUUGUUUUUUCCCCCUCCAGUGGAAGAAAAGUAUCCUGCUAAAGGAGAAAAUUUUUUAUUUAUUUAUUUGAUUAUUUUGAAACAGUGUCUUUGUAGACCAGGCUGCCCUAAAACUUCAGAUCUUCCUACCUCAGAACACCAGAUGCCAAGAUUAAGGUACCGCCACCAUGACUGGCCCUUAAUUACUUUUUUUUCUUUAUUUAUUAUGUAGACAGUAUUCUGUCUGCAUGUAUGCCUGCAGGUCAAAAGAGGGCGCCAAAUCUCACUACAGAUGGUUGUGAGCCACCAUAUGGUUGCUGGGAAUUGAACUCAGGACCUCUGGAAGAAUAGCCAGUGUUCUUAACCUCUGUGCCAUCUCUCCAGCCCUAAUUACUUUUUUUUUAAGUUAAAAAGUUACUAUUUUUGUGUAAGGAACAUGCCAUAGCACAUAUGUGGAAAAAGAGGACAAAGAUUAAUUUUCAGUUAGGCCUGUAUUGCUUGUCAUUUUCUAUUUUCUGUCUUUUAUUACUUAUAUGUUUGUUUAUAAACGUUUUUAUAAAACACUUAUUAUUCCUAACAUUGGUUUUGGUUUUUUCAGUUUUGCUGAAGUCCAGUCGUUAGCUGAAAUGACCUGCUGUGAUAGCACUUGUAAUGGCGGGGAACUCUGAAGAGGAAUGACAAAGAAGACUUACGUGGAAUCCAUACUUGAAGGCAUAAAACAGUGCAAACAAGAAAACUUAGAUAUCGAUGUUAGGUAUUUGAUGGCAAUCGACAGAAGAGGUGGCCUAACGGUAGCCAAGGAGACUGUUGAACUUGCUAAAGAGUUCUUCCUCUCUACUGAGGAUACAGUUCUUGGCCUUGACCUCAGUGGAGACCCUACUAUAGGACAAGCAAAAGACUUCUUGGAACCUCUUUUAGAAGCUAAAAGAGCAGGUCUGAAGUUGGCAUUGCAUCUUGCAGAGAUUCCAGAUAAGAAAAAAGAAACACAAAUGCUGCUGGAUUUGCUUCCUGACAGAAUCGGGCAUGGAACAUUCCUCAACUCCCCUGAGGGAGGCCCUAUGGGUCAUGUGGAUUUUGUGAGGCAACACCGGAUACCUCUGGAACUUUGUUUGACCUCAAACAUCAAAAGCCAGACAGUUCCAUCUUAUGACCAGCAUCACUUUGGAUUCUGGUACAGCAUUGCUCAUCCUUCUGUGAUCUGUACCGAUGACAAGGGUGUCUUUUCGACAAACCUUUCUCAAGAAUACCAACUGGCAGCAGAAACAUUUAAUUUGACCCCGUCUCAAAUGUGGGAUCUGUCUUAUGAAUCCAUCAGCUACAUCUUCGCUUCUGACAACACCAGAUCUGAACUGAGAAGUCAGUGGAAUCACCUGAAGCCCAAGGUGUUCCACUUUUAAGCUGGGAUGAGGUGAACUACUUUCGACUAUAUGUUGUAAACAAGAUCUGUCACAUCCACUCAGUGAACUAUCCACUACUUCCCUUGAAGCCAGGACCAAGUCUAUGUGGGAUCUUGACAUCAGUAAGUGCUCAGUUAAUAUCUUAGACUAAGAGCCCUGAGGCCUUACAUGCUUCACCACCAUGCUGCUUGCUGGAGGACUGGAGGGUCGUUAAAUCCCUCAUCCACUAGUAACUUUCUUUUUCAAUUAGCACUCUCUUCCCGUUACUGAUUGUUCAUCUUCAGGAAGACCUCUGUGUUUUGUUAGCUUUAAUCGGACCCGGCGAUUUCUUCUAACCCUUUCAGGUAUUAUUCCUCAAGACAGUUGAUCCCAGGCCACAUUGCACACCACAGCCAUUCAUGUGGGUGCCUUUUGUCAGGAGACCCCAUAGUGACAAAGCUAGAAUCUGGAUAGAGAAGGAUAGAACCUUCUCAUAAUAUCUUUAGAAAUAUAUAAAGGGGAUUGAAGUAAUUACUUCAGUUUAAGAAAAAGAAAGAAUUGCUGGCUCAAGGUGAGACAUAAGGCUGGAACUUCACUUUUAAAAUCAGCUUCUAUUCAGCUUUCAUUGUGGAAGCUGCCAGAACUUCUACAAUGCCAGGACUUGCUGAGAUCUUUCUAGUAAUAGUAGCAUUGUGGCUUCUAGGGUUCUUAGAUCUCCUAUAACCUCAUACCCACAGGCAUAGGCUUACAUAAAUACAUAUAUACCAUGACCACUUUAGCCAAAGACAAGGGACAACUAAGAUUGGCUCUACAUGGUAAGAAAAAUCUUUAACAGAUAACAGUUAAAGUCCUAGUUAGUUUUUUUGUUUGUUUGUUUUUUAACUUGACACAAACUAGAGUCAUUUGGGAAAAAGAACCCUAAACUGAGGAAAUGCUCCCACCAGAUUGGCCUAAUCAGUGCUUAAUCAGUUGGUUGCCCAUCCCACAGAGGGUGAUGCCACCCCAGGCAGGUGGUUUUGGGUGGAAUAGAAAGGAAAUGGAGCAGGCGACAAGGAGCAGGCCAGUAGGCAGCACUCUUCCGUUGCUCCAGUCCAGUUUCUGCCUCCACUUUCUAGGACGAUGGGCUACAAAUUAUAAGAAGAAAUAACCCCUUCUUCCUCAUGUUGCUUUUGGUCAUAGUGUUUUAUCACAGCAUUAAAAGCCCUGAAACAGUG
Messenger RNA from Alexandromys fortis (reed vole), 4261 nucleotides. RefSeq names its product N6-Methyl-AMP deaminase (gene Mapda). Bases 2346 to 3068 code for a protein of 240 amino acids. NCBI's taxonomy places the organism in Eukaryota, Metazoa, Chordata, Mammalia, Rodentia, Cricetidae. Gene Ontology annotation, biological process: inosine biosynthetic process; adenosine catabolic process. Gene Ontology annotation, molecular function: adenosine deaminase activity. The record is from RefSeq and is a predicted model, not a curated record. The transcript is spliced from 7 exons.